Molecule: messenger RNA, 1268 nt
Organism: Aphanomyces invadans
Lineage: Eukaryota; Oomycota; Saprolegniomycetes; Saprolegniales; Verrucalvaceae
Exons: 5
Coding region: 27-1076 (349 amino acids)
Source: RefSeq, a predicted model, not a curated record
AACGAAACUGCAAAUCAUCCAAGGACAUGCAUCGUCUGCCACGAGGAGUGCCGCUCCGCGGUGGGGGUUUGCGAUGUCGGCUCCGACGAUACUUCAGUAACGACAAGAAAGGCGGUCAUGCUUCAGGUCACCUUCCUCCCCCGCCACCAAUUCAUGUCCCUCCCGCUCAUACCACCGUGCCAGCGGACAUUGUGGCCGCAUCGCAAAACCAGUUCCAGCAGUUCCAGCAGCUGUACCUCAGGAUGCAAGACAAACCAUGGAACAUGUGGGGGUUGGGUCUUCUCGGCGUCGGAGUGCUCGGGGUCAUCGCAUUUGGUCCCGAAAUGCGGAGUAAGAUGACGAAAACGACCGCCGAAGUUGCAACAGAGACGCUUCAAAACGAGUCGCUUCAGAUUCAAACCCAAGAAUUGGCAUCGCAGAUCGUGCAAACGGUGCUGAAUGACCCCAAAGUCCUCGAUCAAGCAUCCCAGUUCCUCCAAAAGCUCAUGGCGAUGGACGCCACACGUGGCGCGAUGGUGCAGUUGACGAGCAAUGUACUCAACGACCCUCAAACUCUGGCCCAUGUUACCAAACUGUCCAAGCAAAUUCUCUUCAAUCUGUUCCAGGACCCCGCGACGUUGCGCCAAUUCGUCGACUUGAUCAAAGCUGCCAUAGUGGACCCACACACGCGUCAAAAUGUGAUUCUCCUGCUCGACCAGCUCAUGAAGGACGAACCGACUCGGGCGCGACUCACGGCGCUCCUGGCGUGGACGUUUGUUCAGCCACCCGUGCAACAUAGCGUGUCGGCCACCAUGACGAGCUCUGUCCACAACGUGAUGAGCAACAAGGAUGUCCAAGACCAUGCCAAGGAGUUUAUCGGUGGAGUUGUGCGCGACGAGACUGUCCAGACCCAGAGUGGCGAAGCUCUUUGGAAGACUCUUAUGUAUGUGCUGACCCCAACGUGGGUAUCGUGGUUUUGGAGAACGCCAGCCCAGGUGGAGACGGCCCCAGUCUCUGAUGGAACAUCCCUCACGACGAUUUCCCCAGCCUCGGCCACAACGGCAGAGCCACUGUCUCCUUCUGUCGGGGCUGAAUAGAGCGACGACACUUGCAGUGUGUGGCUCCAUCGCGCAGAUGUCUUUCUGGUCAUUGGGUUGACUUCCAUCGAGAAAGGAAAUAGUGACAACAAGGAAUUAGAUCCAAAACCCAACGACUUCGCCGCAUAUGCACGUAGUCGAGAUCUAGUCAGGGAAUACAUGGGCUGCAUGCAAAUAUAAUCAAUCGGUCGC